UAUAGAUUUUUUUAGAAGACAUUUCCCCCAUAAAAAUGCAACCAACUAAUCCACAUUGUUUAGUUGGUCCAUGUUUUCCAUAACAUAAAUAAUGUUGCUUGAUUUUAAUGCAAUCCCAAAGAUCAGAGGAUUUGAAACAGUCGCAACAUGCUUUCAGUGUAUGCUGGUCUGCAGAGAACCUUUCCUGCCAGAGCAGUGCUGCUCGUUCAGCAUCUCAGUGGAUGGAAAUGUUUACCAAAUUACCGUACAUAAAUCCUUACAUGGAAACAUCCCCAGUCCCGAAUGGAAAAAGAUUGUCUUGUGUGUGCGUGUACGUGUGUGUGUUACCUAGCAACAAGACAUGAAUGUGUACAGGCUUAAUUAGAGAAACCACUUAGUUUUGGACAUUUGGUAUAAAAGGUGGAAACUUAAUGUAUCCCCCCAAAAGUAUUGGUAGUAAACCUAUUUAUAAAAAUGCUUACUUUACUUACUUACUCACAAUUACAGAUUUGAUAAAAGUCUUUAGUAGGCUAAACGAUAUUACUUUGUGUGCGCUGCAUAGUUACAUCUAGCUACCUCUUGCAGUGUUGAAAACUGUGCAUUGAAUUUCCACUCCAUUGUAAAGAUAACAUCCAGAAAAUUAUAAAAGGUUGAUAAAGCAUACCAGAAAGAUGUGCUGAGUGUUCUCAGAAUGCACUUGAUAAAGAUGAGCAAAUUGGAAAUGCCCCAAUGCGUUGUCACUGUCAUAAACCUUAAAGUAAAUAUAGUUGAUCCCCAAUGAUUUGAUCCUGCUUCUUGGGGUAGGGAGCCAUCUAGUGUUGGCUAUGGCCAAGAAAUCAGACUGAAUCUGACAUUUGAAUCAUAUUUUGUACAGGCACACUCAUUGUUUAGAGAUGUAUUGCUAAUCUAUAAUAUUUCAAUAUAUAUUGACUGGCACAAGUUACGAAAACGCCUGUUUCGUCUUUUUUAAAUUUGGUAUCUCCGGGCCACUGUAUAUUUUUUUCGAAACUUCCUCACGUGAUAUCAGUCCAAGUGAAGAUGUCAACAUCAACCACUGAGUACACUUGAAGUUAUUUGACUGAUGCUUUUAUCGUAUUGCUGGCAAUCAGAAGGGAAUGUCGAUGUUGACCACUGCUUGACUGUCACAUAAGAUAGCUAAGGAUGGCUGGAUGUCACAGUGGCCAAUCCACCCUUGUCAACAGCUUAGCCACUCUGCUUCGGAAUCAUGGUGCCUCUGUGCUGGACGGCAGCAGUACCCUGACUCUACAGUCAGACUCUCUGCAGCACCUAGGUCGUCUGUUUGAGCAGUACCUCCUCUCCAGGACUCACCAACAUGGCUUCCUGGCUCUGCCCUCACACCCUGCUGACACCACCUCCCUACUGCAGCUCCAGUUCCUGUUCGACGUGCUGCAGAAGACCGUCUCCCUCAAGCUCAUCAACCCACCUGGGUCGAGGCUUCAGUCAGUGGUCAAGAUCUUUCCUUUCAAGUCUCUCAAGUCCUUAGAGUUGAAGCGUAUCCCCCCUCACUGUCUGGAGGACCUGAGGGGAGUCUAUUCUCAGUUAGAGGUCUUCACCUGCUCCAAGAGCCUCAGCUCCCUGGAGGAGCUACUGUCUCUGUGUGGAGGAGACCUCAGCUCUGCACUGCCCUGGCUGGAGCUGCACACCCUCAACUUCAGCUACAACACUAUAGUCUGCCUGGAUGAGUCACUGAGUUUACUGAAUGUUCUGAAGUCUCUGGAUCUUAGUCACAAUAAAAUCCAGGAGUGUGCUGACUUUCUCAAGCCUCUGAGUGAACUAGAGCACCUCAACCUGGGCUAUAACAACCUCCAGAGAGCACCAACGCUGGGCCUGAGCUCCAGAGCCAAGCUCCUCACUCUCAUCCUCAGAAACAAUGAGCUGGAGACCAUCAACGGAGUGGAGCAGUUGUCAUCCCUACAGCACCUGGACUUGGCCUACAACCUACUACUGGAUCACUCCCAGCUGGCUCCUCUGUCUAUGCUGCACAGUCUCAACACGCUGAAUCUGGAGGGCAACCCACUGUUCUUCCAGAAGACCCACAGAACAUGCACUGUCCGCCACCUCUCCCCCAAGGCUGCCUACCUCAGACUCAGACUGGACAGCAGCCCUCUCUCCUCCUCAGAGUUGUCAGUGCUACCCAAACUGGGACAGCUGAUUGGCCAGUUCCAGUCCCAGGCCUCGCCCUUGGUCACCAGGGCUCCAGAGCGGGGUAACCAGGAAGUAGUGUCCAGCGGGGGCGGGGAUUUGAGUGACAGCCUGUCGGUCAGUGAGGUGGGAGUGACGCGACAACGCAAGAAGAAAACCAAAAGUAAGGUGAGAGUGAGACGGGCUAGCAUCUCAGAGCCCAGUGACUAUGACUAUGAACCCAGACCACAGUCCUCUGUACAAGACAUCGUUCUCCCUCACCAGAAGGAGAUUGAACGCAUGGACAGUUUCAGGGACCAACUGGGCGAGGAUUGGCUGCGCUACCAACAUCACCUAGAGGGGGCGCCAAUUGCCACCCUAGACAAGCCAGCUCCUCAACACCUCACUAACGGUCUCCGUGGCACCCCCUCCCCACCCAACCCCAGCCCUGUCCAGGCCAGCCCCGCCACCUUUGAGCCCCCAUCUCCAGCGCUGGAAGUCCCAGAGGUUCUACCCCCACCACUGCUCUCGUCUGAGCCCAAGGAGGAGGCCUCAGACUGGGAUGCAGAUCUGGAGACCGAGUCCACCCUCCAGUGGCCUGACCACAGCCUCGGGCACACAGAGUCCACCCUGGAGACUACUAUGGCAGAGGGACAGGGACUGGGUCAGGGGAUAGAGGGGUCACCGGCGACACCCACAGACACCAGAGAAGAAGAGGAGGAGGACUUGGGAGUUGACCUGUGUCACCCCCUGCUUGUGGGAGUACUAUCAUCAUCAUCAGAAGAGGAGGAGGAGGGUGGGCUGAGGAGGAAGAGCAGGGCCAAGUGUCCAGUGUUCCUGAGGGUCAAGCCAGGCCACAUCCUGGAGGUGGACAUGAGCAGGGGUCAGUUGCAGGCCCGGCUAGAGUUGGACAGUCUGGGGAGUUUCACCAUGUCCCAGGCCACCUGGACUGAGAGGGAGGUGGAGCGGAUUCUUCCUGCCGUAGAGCUUCACUUCCGUUACAUCAGCAGAGAGAGGAGGAGGAGACGCUAUGUAAUGCUGGAUGAUGACCCCCAGGAGGCACUGCAGGCACUGGCAGAGGUCCUGUCGCGGGUGGUGGAGGAGAACGAGCGCCGGGUCAUGGAGGGUCGUCCCAGCUGUGUCCGCCUGCAGUGUCUACGCUGUGGGUCAGAGUUCACACAGCGGAGAGGGAAGGAGCAGGAGGACGGAGGGAGAUUGAGAGGAUGGACAGGACUGGAAGAGCAGGAUGAGGAGGAGGGGAAGAAUGAGUGCAGAGAAGAUGGAGUGGGAAGUACUGUCAUCUGUCCUGAGUGUGGUAGUGAUCAUGUGGUCCAGCUGGCUGGCCAAUUAGCUCCCUCCACCAGUACGCCCGUCCAUACGCCCGUCCAUGGUUCCCCAGGGCAAGAUGGGACUGACCGACACUUUACCUUCAACCACAGGGAUACACCUCUACCCAGUCACCCGGGCAACAAGGACCCCACCAUGGAAGGCCCUUCCUCUGCCAGGGCCAGCCACUACGGCAGCCCUGCUAUGAAGGCCUCAACCCAGGACACUAUCCAGACCACCACCUCCAUGGAGGACCCCACCUCCUCCUUCUUCUCAGCCAAGGGAAGCUCCUUCUCCUUGGGGGAGACCUGGGCGGACCAGAGCCGGGACCAGAGCCUGUCCCAGCCCGCCAGCUUCUACAGUACAGAGGGCCAGAGUAAAGGAAGUAUAGCAGGAAGCUACAGCUAUGCUGCUGGUGCUACCCCACCUGGACCCCAGGAUCAGCAUGCAGAACAAGCCAGCCCAGGCCAGUUGGACCUUCUCUCAGAGGACUAUGAGGCGGUGGACCAUCGGCUGAAGCUCUUCCUGGAUGUGGAGGUGUUCGAAGAGGAAGAGGAGCUCCACUCCUUUCUCAAGGUGUCGACCGUGAAGUUUGGUGAUCCGGUGGAGUUCCCCUCGUUCCUGGUGGUGUCUGACCAACGCAUCUACUUCCUGGAAGUGACAUCAGACAUGGAAGGGCAGCCGUGUGAUUGGCUGCAGAAGAGGGACAGCCGUGGAAUCACAGAGCUGAGUUACCUGGAGGUGGGACUGGGCUCCCAGAGUAUCCACAUGGAGUUUGAGGAAGGGCCCGUGGCAUACACCCUGCUAGUACGGGACAGCGCACGUUGCAAGCGCUUCUUCAGCCUCCUCACAGGAGUGGUGCGUGAGCUGGCUACCAAGUCAGACAGCAAGCUUAAGUCUAUCUCCACCACCAGGCUCAACCCACAGCAUCAUCUCUGGCCUCUAGUGUGUGAAGACAUGCAGACUGAUGUGGAGGAUGGCCAGCUACAGUUCUUCUACCUCCUGGCCUUUCUACAUCAAGAAGACAGCGUGACCCCUCUGACAGUUCUGGCCACCCGGGAAACCCUGUACCUGCUCAACGAAGACCACCAAUGGAGCAAGAGCUUGCCCCACCCGUCAGCCAAUGAGAACGGGGAUCCCUGCAGUGGGCGGGUCACUGUUCAAGAGACCCAGCCAAUCAGCUGUGUCAGCUCUGUCCAUCUAUGGUCGUCUGACCCAUGCAGAAUGGACAUCAAGCUUUACGAUGAGAUAGUGAAGGAGGAAAAGACGUGGUCGUUACGCUCUGACAGUACAGAGCUGGUGCAGGGCCUACUGGUGUGGGUCAGAACACAAUGGGAGAACAUGUUCGGAGUCAAACUCACCAUCACCACCCUCACCCCACCAGCCUGAGGGAAAACACCCACCCGUCCAACCGUGUUUGUGUGCACAUGCAUGAGUGUGAGGGUCUGUCUAUCUGUCUUCACUGUCAGACCUGUCCCUCAAUAUGACAAUAUGUUUACCUGUUUUGAAGCCAACUAUGAUUUCCUCAUGUUUGUUCUCUUUUACAAAAGCACUGAUCUGUUAAUGUCCUCAUCUGAAUCCCGUCCAUUUUAUAACUCUGCCAGUACAGCCAGCCUGUAUAGCCAGCCUGUAUAGCCAGCCAGUACAGCCAGCCAGUACAGCCAGCCUGUAUAGCCAGCCAGUACAGCCAGCCUGUAUAGCCAGCCUGUACAGCCAGCCAGUACAGCCAGCCAGGGAGAGUGCCUUGUGUUUUUGCCAGUCCUGCUACGUUCUAAUGCUCAAAUGCAUUAGUGAAAGGGGAGAGGGGGAAUCGUGUUUCUUUCAGAGGGGUUGAGGACAGGAUAAGGAGGGAGAAAGGGGUAAGCAAAGAUGUGAGUUGGGGGUAAUUGUGCGUGCAUGUGUGUGUUUUAUCAUGGAAGUCAGUCCAUUACUCUGCAGGCAACCUCAGUGGACUGUGACUUCAUCAGGAGUCCCGGGACUGGAGCAGUGAGUUGUGACAUCACGCGCUCGGCACAAGGCUCUCUAGCCGUCCCGUGAGGCUCCGCUCCAGACACCUCUGACGUGACACCUCUUAGUUCCUUUCUCUCUAAUCAGGGACUUUUGAUGUCUCUAUUCACUGUGUGAUUAUGUAAAGGAAAAGGCCAACCGAAGCCCGGAGUAAGGGCAACCCAAGUGAAGAGUUGCAGCUAAGGCAAUGAAGUGGGACAGUAUCGGUGUUCUGUAUUUUUGGGAAAAGUGCAGAUAUACUCAUGAUAGGGACUGUGAUAUGAAAGGGUUCUGACUUACCUGUUUUAAAGCCGGAAAUGUUAGUUGGUUUGUGGCUGUCUGUUAAAAUGUAUAGUCUUAUGCUAAUAUAUCUCUAGUGCAGUUUAACUAUAUUGCGGAUGUCAUAAGUGAGUACUAUUUUUGAUGUAGACAGAUGAAAAGAGAUGUAAAAGUGGACGACAAACAGACGUGUAUAACUUAAUUUAUUGACUGUCAGCAAUGUGUUUGUUACAAAUCAAUGAUAAAAAAGGCUAGCUUUUUAUACUUUGUUAAAUAAAAAUGCAUGUCUGUGGUACAAU
Coregonus clupeaformis (lake whitefish) is the source of this 6011-nucleotide messenger RNA. Its product is annotated as serine/threonine kinase 11 interacting protein. The transcript has 26 exons. Lineage: Eukaryota; Metazoa; Chordata; Actinopteri; Salmoniformes; Salmonidae. The record is from RefSeq and is a predicted model, not a curated record. Gene Ontology annotation, molecular function: protein binding. Gene Ontology annotation, cellular component: cytoplasm. The coding region runs from base 1141 to 4836 and encodes 1231 amino acids. Gene Ontology annotation, biological process: intracellular protein localization.